AAUGUCUCGCUGACAGUUCUCACCCUCUGCACAUGCCAGAUUCCUAUCCUGAUUCCCGCUCACUCUGCUUAUUCUGAUCACUGGAUUUCAUCUGUUCAUGGCCCGUCCUAUAUUAUUUUCCUGACGAGUCGGGUUGGCUGAGUGAGCACUAGCUCGGCGCGGACCAUCCAGCAUUUCAUCGUUCAGUCGUCACAACGUUGAGAUGGCUCGACCAAACCAGCGGGGAUCGGCCAUUUUGGAACAAAAGACGCUUCCAUCGACGUACGGCAUCCGAGCGCUGUCUAGCUUUCCAGCAGGCCAAGGCAACCUAGAUUUAGCUCCUUGCAGAGGUGAAUUUCAGGGGGGGACUACAGAGGAGGCGUAUUCCAGAAUAGAUCCUCCAGUGACGUGGUCACAACGCGAGCGGGGAAGUGGUGAAUGUCGUGCAAAUCGUAGACGGAGAGGAGUGAAAGCUGUCCGUUUGAUCACGAAUUACCAGGAAAGCCACAGAAUCGCCGGUUGCCUCAACGGACCACCAGGCAUAGCUCAGCUCGUAUCAGCCGUCAAUCGUGACCCAGCAUCGUCCCCCCUUACCUUCAUCCCUCCUUCACCUGCUUCUGAGGACGUUCCCUCGCGUAAUAAUGCAUCUGCAGCACCUCCUGCUGCUGAAGUGAGGGUUCUGAAGCGGUCUGGGGGGGUUCGAGGCAAUGCAGGGCGUGUGGAGUUGAAAUGGUGGGAGAAUUUCAUGGCAGGAGCGUCGGCGUCGCUGCUUUCGAAGACCAUUCUGCAGCCGUUUGACACCACGCGCACCAUCCUGCAAGUGAGGAGGCCUCCAAGAAGGUUCGUGGAAACUACAACAAUCUGUGGGAGUGUGCCACGGGAAUUGUACGCACCAAGGGUUUCCCCGCUCUGUACGCUGGAUUGAUGGUGUCAAUUGCAGUCUCCGCCCCAUCCUCCGCCAUCUUCCUCACAGCCUAUGAGCAGGCCAAGCGCGCAGUUGAAACCACCAUCAACACCCUCACAGGCUUCCGUUCGUUCGAGACGCGAGAGCACAGUAGGGAACAUACAGUGGGCAGAGAAUCACUGGCAGGAAGAGAUGUUGGCUCUGGAAAGUGGGAUGUUGAUGGUUGGUGGACUGAGGAGAAACGAGCACAGGUGCGAUCGCUGCUCCUGCCUGCAGCCCCAGCCCUGGCAGCGGUGGCGGGCAAUGUGGUGUCCAGCAUCGUGCGGGUGCCGCCUGAGGUGGUGAAGCAGCGCGUGCAGGCAGGGCAGUUCAGAGGGUUCCUUGCUGCCGUCACCAGUAUGUGGAGGGCGGAAGGGCUGCUUGGAUUCUACACUGGAUAUUCUACCAUGGUGGCUAGGGACAUUCCCUAUGCAGCCAUACAGUUCACCACCUUUGAGACUCUCAAGCGCAGGCGAGAGAGGGUGCUUGCAGCACGUGCUCUGCCCAACCCAGCUAGCUUUGCAGGUUUGGCAGGCUCAGGAGGACAUGGGAGCAAGUCUGUAGCAGCUCGCCAAUUGUCACAUGGGGAACUGCUUCUCAGCAACAUGUGGAUUGGAGCUAUGGCUGGUGCUAUGGCGACCAUAUUCACGUCCCCCUUAGAUGUUUUGAAGACCCGAGUUAUGACUCAGGAGGCUUCUCCUGGUCAAGCGUACCUGGGCACAAGACAGAUGCUUGCAAAAGUAUGGGCUGAAGAGGGGAUUGUGGCCUUUGGCCGAGGAAUGGCACCUAGAUUGCUUUACAAGGUUCCAUCCUCUGCUGUUUUCCUUGUUUGCUAUGAAGCAAUGCGACGUAUUAUGUAUACUACACGAUACGCAACAGCCAGGCGAGAUGAGUAAGACGUAGAGGUGGCAAUUUUGUAUGUUGAAUAGAAUGUUAAGGUUUUUGGAUACUUGACGUUGUAACAAUAUAACGUUUUAUAUAAU
This is a messenger RNA of Closterium sp. NIES-67, 1905 nucleotides long. NCBI's taxonomy places the organism in Eukaryota, Viridiplantae, Streptophyta, Zygnematophyceae, Desmidiales, Closteriaceae. The record is from the annotation of a GenBank genome assembly.